GGCACCCCGUCAUAACCAGACGUCAGUGAUCUGCGGCGUUUAGUGAGUUUGCUGCUAGCUUUUGUUCGGUGGACAUUAAACUAGCUACCGAGUAGCUAUCAUCUAAUGAAUACAGGGACAGUAAACAAUACAUACAGAUAACUGUGGCGUGUGAGCCGUUGUUCAGCUCGCUAUAGGAACAAUCUAAUCUGGAGAGAAAGAGUGAGAGAGAAGCUCAAACCUGCUGCCCCAUACCGACCGCACCUACCAACUGUCUGCACACGGAGCAAGAGGAGAGACGAGACCCCGAGGACUGCGAUUACUCUGAGCAGCAUGCAUGGGAAUGAAUUGCAAUAUCAAAGCAGGAAGGACUGCAGUGGAACUCUAAAUUGACACCAACAUAUUCCUCCAUCACUGCUCCCGCCCUCUUCCCAUCCAUUCACUGCUCUUAUUGGUUGCUUCCUCCAGUUCUCAACAUGGCGACUAUGUUCCUACUCUGGCUGUGCCACUGACCUCCACCCUGGACUACCACCAUGGAGAGAAAACGCAGAAAGAAAUUAAUCUAGCUGCUCAGGCCGUUUACAGUAUGGACUCAUUUUUGGAGCUUUGGACCUGAAAUGCACUGUCUUAACCCCUGACCCUGAAUCAGGUUUUAGCUGCUCAUUUUUCAUCUGAAACAGCAUACCUGCUGGUAGAUUUUCAAAGGGGCUGGUCAAACUGAUAGUUUGCGCUACUUCAGAAAACAAAAUGCUCCUGCUUCCUGUGUGGGCAUCCAUGCUUUUGGGGCUGCUGGUGGGCUUCCUGCCUCUGGUUGGGAUGGAGCCAAUGGAAGGAACCAAAUCUGGCUCUGACCACACCCCCAACCCAGAGCCCCUCCCUUCAUCAUCUGGCUCCAACUGCUCCCACUUAACCCUCAAACUGGAGUUCUCCUCCAAGAUGGUAGAACAUGAGUACAUCAUAGGAUUUACAGGGUAUUUCUCGGCCAAAGCUCGCAGCCUGUACAUCAGCAGUGCCUUGCGGAACGCCGGGGACGGAGCGCUGGAGUGGCACAUUGUUCCCAGAGAAAACCCAGCCUCUGACUUCCCCAGCGACUUUGAGCUGGUCCACAUCCGUCAAGCUUCGCCCAGCAGCCUGCUGACCUUAGAGGACCACCCUUACAUCAAGAGGGUGACGCCGCAACGCAAAGUGUUCCGCUUGCUCAAAUACGUUCCUUCACCCGAACCUGCUGCGCCCUGCAACGGCACCCGUGGGACGAAAAAAUGGCAGUCGUGGCAGUCAUCCCGCCCUUUCCGACGAACCAGCCUGUCACUGGGCUCGGGUUUCUGGCACGCCACCGGUCGCCACUCCAGCCGGCGUCUGCUGCGAGCCAUCCCCCGCCACGUUGCCCAGAUCCUGCAGGCAGACGUACUCUGGCAGAUGGGACACACCGGUUCUGGUGUGAAGGUGGCAGUGUUUGAUACAGGCCUGAGCAAGAAGCACCCACAUUUUAAGAACGUGAAGGAAAGGACCAACUGGACUAAUGAAAAGACACUGGAUGAUGGUCUGGGCCACGGUACAUUUGUAGCAGGAGUGAUAGCCAGUAUGAGGGAGUGUCAGGGCUUUGCCCCUGACUCAGAGCUGCACAUCUUCAGAGUGUUCACCAACAACCAGGUAUCGUACACGUCGUGGUUUCUGGAUGCUUUCAACUACGCCAUCCUGAAGAAGAUUGAUGUUCUUAACCUCAGCAUCGGGGGCCCUGACUUCAUGGACCACCCCUUUGUUGAUAAGGUGUGGGAGCUCACUGCCAACAGAGUGAUCAUGGUCUCUGCUAUUGGCAACGAUGGACCUCUGUAUGGCACCCUGAACAACCCAGCAGACCAGAUGGACGUGAUCGGGGUCGGAGGAAUCGACUUUGAAGACAACAUCGCUAGGUUUUCCUCCAGAGGCAUGACCACCUGGGAGCUGCCCGGGGGCUAUGGCAGAGUGAAGCCUGACAUCGUCACCUACGGUUCAGGUGUUCGGGGAUCAGGGAUGAAGGAGGGAUGUCGCUCUCUGUCUGGCACCAGUGUGGCCUCUCCUGUGGUGGCUGGUGCCGUUACUCUCCUGGCCAGCACCGUCCUGAACAGGGAGUUGGUGAACCCAGCCUCCAUGAAGCAAGCCCUGAUCGCCUCGGCCCGCAGGCUGCCAGGGGUCAACAUGUUUGAGCAGGGCCACGGGAAACUAGACCUCAUCCGAGCCUACCAGAUCCUCAACAGUUAUAGACCUCAGGCCAGUCUUUCUCCCAGUUACAUCGACCUGACAGAGUGUCCAUACAUGUGGCCUUACUGCUCUCAGCCCAUCUACUAUGGAGGAAUGCCCACCAUCGUCAAUGUGACCAUCCUCAACGGCAUGGGUGUCACUGGCAGGAUUGUCGACAAGCCCAUCUGGCAGCCCUACCUCCCCCAGAACGGCGACCACAUCGAUGUGGCAGUCUCUUAUUCACCAGUGCUGUGGCCGUGGGCCGGCUACCUGGCUGUGUCCAUCUCCGUGGCCAAGAAAGCAGCAUCAUGGGAAGGGAUUGCUCAAGGUCAUGUGAUGGUCACAGUGGUGUCACCUGCAGAGAAUGAUUCUGAGGUGGGCGGUGAGCUGACCUCCACAGUCAAACUGCCCAUCAAGGUGAAGAUCGUGCCGACUCCCCCGCGCAGUAAGAGGGUGCUUUGGGACCAGUACCACAACCUGCGCUACCCGCCCGGCUACUUUCCCCGAGACAACCUCCGCAUGAAAAAUGACCCACUAGACUGGAAUGGAGACCACAUCCACACUAAUUUCAGGGACAUGUACCAGCACCUGAGGAGUAUGGGAUACUUUGUUGAGGUGCUCGGAGCACCCAUCACCUGCUUUGAUGCCAGCCAGUAUGGCACAUUGCUGAUGGUGGACAGUGAGGAGGAGUAUUUCCCUGAAGAGAUCACCAAGCUUAGGAGAGACAUCGACAACGGCCUAUCGCUCAUUGUCUUCAGUGACUGGUACAACACCUCGGUCAUGAGGAAGGUCAAGUUCUAUGACGAAAACACCAGGCAGUGGUGGAUGCCAGACACAGGGGGUGCUAACAUACCAGCUCUGAACGACCUGAUCUCAGUGUGGGGGAUGGCUUUCAGUGAUGGGCUGUACGAGGGAGACUUCACCUUGGCUGAUCAUGACAUGUACUAUGCCUCAGGCUGCAGCAUUGCCCGUUUCCCAGAAGAUGGAAUAGUGAUUGCCAAGAAUCUAAAGGACCAAGGUCUGGAAGUGUUAAAGCAGGAGACAGCAGUGGUGGAGGGGGUACCCAUCCUCGGACUGUACCAAACACCGUCUGACGGGGGAGGUCGCAUCGCUCUGUACGGUGAUUCUAACUGUAUAGACGACAGCCACAGACAGAAAGACUGUUUCUGGCUGCUAGACGCUCUCCUUCAGUACACUUCCUACAGUAUGACCCCUCCCAGCCUCAGCCACUCCCACAGCCGGGUAGCACCGCCCACAGGCACCGAGCACCCACUGCCACAGAGACUGGAAGGUAACCAUCUUUACCGCUACUCCAAGGUUCUAGAGGCUCAUCUGGGAGACCCUAAGCCCCGCCCACUACCUGCCUGCCCCCACCUGUCUUGGGCAAAGCCACAGCCAGUCAACGAGACAGCACCCAGUAACCUGUGGAAGCACCAGAAACUUCUCUCAGUGGAUCUGGACAAAGUGGCUCUACCCAAUAUGAGGGCUUACCGUCCCCAGGUCAGACCUCUGUCUCCUGGGGAGAGUGGGGCCUGGGACAUCCCUGGAGGGAUAAUGCCCGGUCGCUACAACCAAGAAGUGGGCCAGACCAUCCCCAUGUUUGCCUUCCUGGGAGCGAUGGUCGUCCUGUCCUUUUUCGUGGUCCAACUCACAAAGGCCAAGAGUAAACCCAAGCGCAGGAAACCCCGCAUCAAACGGCCCACAUACCUCCAACAGCAGCAGCAGCAGACGACCACUGGGAAAACCCCCACAGUUUAAGUGGCACUGCAAAUCUGAACUGCUGCUGGGGCGCUGUGUUCACCUCCAAAACUGAGACGCUGUUAAAAGGACAACUUGUGUUGAGCAGCAACGUUGGAGGUGUGGAAUUACAUGGAGUCUAAUGAACUGUUGAGGCAGACCUGACUGCUCUUAAACUCAAGCCUGCCGGACGUGAACGUACUGCGACUCCAGGUGUCUCUCGGAUGCUGUUUUUGUACCUCUCGUCUGUUCAAGGCUGUCCGUGGGUGUUUGUGUGUGUUUGUGGACUAACGAACAGCAUUAGAUCGUGUUAUGCACAUGAUGUAAAACACACAGUAUACACUUUGCCCUAAAAAUGCCUGUGUCAGACGAACAUGUUGUCUACAUUUUCCUCUCUUCUUUGACCAAACUGUUUCUUUUGAAUGAAAUGUGUCUGACUUUUAUAUUUAUUGAAUUUGUUCGUACCCUAACACACACACACACACAAGCGAUUUCGCACUCUCACACACGCACACACACACAUACAAGGAAAUACAUAUACAUACUGCUUGCACUUUAAGAAUAAAGCAUUUGGCAUACACGCGCAGAGAGAUACACACCACACACACAUGCAGUCGUAUCCAACACGAGGACCAUCGGAUGAUCAGGUUGUCUCCUCCUGUGUCACCAUCCAAGUUCUGGCCAUAUCUGUUUAAAAUCACUGUCUUUUCAUUGUUUUUAUAUUUUAUAUAACGAAUGAACCCUGGCCAAGCAUUCUGUUGAUAUCCUCCGUCAUGAUCUCAUGGUCAGUAGUAGCAUUGACAGACUUGUUUAAAUAUAUCUCAUCAAUUAAAAAGCAUAAUCAAA
This is a messenger RNA of Siniperca chuatsi (mandarin fish), 4779 nucleotides long. RefSeq names its product membrane-bound transcription factor peptidase, site 1 (gene mbtps1). Gene Ontology annotation, cellular component: Golgi apparatus. The record is from RefSeq and is a predicted model, not a curated record. Lineage: Eukaryota; Metazoa; Chordata; Actinopteri; Centrarchiformes; Sinipercidae. Gene Ontology annotation, molecular function: serine-type endopeptidase activity. The coding region runs from base 727 to 3954 and encodes 1075 amino acids. Gene Ontology annotation, biological process: proteolysis. The transcript is spliced from 24 exons.